Racocetra fulgida is the source of this 500-nucleotide messenger RNA. The record is from the annotation of a GenBank genome assembly. Lineage: Eukaryota; Fungi; Glomeromycota; Glomeromycetes; Diversisporales; Gigasporaceae.
AAACGAUUGGUGAUCCGUUUCUACGGAUAUUACAAGAUCAAAAAGAAGUUUUACAAGCCUCGCCCCGCUUAAAAGUGAUUAAUUCUGCUUUGAACAAUAAUAAUUUAGAUUCCUCAGUGGCUACUCUAUGUUGUGAUAUUAUUCAUAUGGACCUUUCGGAUAUGGCACAAUAUUUUGGGACUUCAGCUGAACGUGAAGAUUGGGAAACGCAAUUUACUCGAAAUUAUGUUUCUCCAUUAAUUAGGAAAUUAGCCGUUGCAUCUGUAGGUCGAGGCAAUAUUUCCAAUAUUAUUAAAUCUGAAAUUGAUCAAACAGGAGUAAUGGAUGAAGAAUAUCGACUUUUGAAACUACCACAGCUUUGGCGUAAAAUUGACGUAGCUACUUUUAAUAAUGCUGAAAAAAUGACCUUUGAUGAAUUUAUUGAUGGGGAAGCAGACAAAGCUAAUUUAAAUAAAAUGUAUAAAAAAUUUGAGGAAUCUUGGAAUAACAUUAUCAAUAAA